AUGCGUCUGGGUGCGGGCAUCGUGGCAGGGCUCGUGCCGGCCCUGGCGCUGGCCUCGAAGUCACGGCUGAAGGCCGCGGUGCAUCCUGAGAUGGACACGACGGACCUGGCUCGGCUGGAGUCGAACGGGUCGGCGUCGCUGUUCUACGUGAAGAAUGGAAAGCUGAGCGAAGGAACGCAGCUUGCCGCCCACCUGGAGGCCGAGUUCCACCACCACACGGUGAUUCUGGACCAUUCAGCGGCCAUCGCAAACGUGUCGUGCUAUACAAACCACAUGAUGGUGACUUUCACGGGUCAGAAGGCGUUUGAUCGGGCGCAGUCGAACUGGACGCGCGAUGACGAGCUGAUUCUGGUCAGUUCGCAGUCGGGGUGCCACCCGCUUCACGAGGGUCAGUACGGGUAUUUCAAUGCGACUUCGAUCAGCUUCACGUCGAAAAACCUCACUGCCAUUGCGACCGGUAGCCAGUCGUCGGUUCGUGACGCGGUCAAUGUCUACAAUCUCUCGUGGGGGAACUACACCUCCAGUUCCAAUACCACUUCCUCGACGGCCUCAGCAGCGUCCACGUCCGCGUCCGCCUCUGCGGCCGCUGUGAAGCGUGCCACGACGUGUGGCGCGCUGCCCGCGACAAUCCCCUCCAAUCUGCCUCAGUUGAUCAAGUCGCUGGGUUGUGGCACGGGAUUUGACGCGGCCAUGGACGACUAUUUGACUUACAUCGGCGAUGACUCCAAUCUGGACGCCGCUCUCGCUGCCUUCGCGCCCGGGGUCUCUGGUCUGACCGUGGAGGCCUAUGAGGCUGCCACCGGUACCACUCUGCGGAAACGUGGCUGGUUUAGCGAUGUCUGUGAUUGGGUUGAUGACAACAUUGUCGAGCCUGUGGUGGACGCCGUCGUGGAUGUCGUCGAAACCGUGGUUGAGGUCGUCGAGGUGCUCUCCGAGGCCGCCGAGGAGGCUGUCGAGGCGAUCAAGGAGGCUGCCGAGGCCAUUCUCCCCAGCUGGAGUCCCUCGGUCUCCUUCACUAUUCCGGUGGACAUGUCCGCCCCCAGUGCCAUGCUGGAUGACUCCCCUUGGGGUGACGCCUACCAGAUCUGGUCAUUCGAAGAUGGCGAGAGUGAUGUCAACUACGGCAUCAACGCCGAAACUCUGGCCAAGUUGACAGGUGCCGAUGAGCUUAUCGUCUUUGACAUCGAUGGCGUCACCCAGAUGCCCAAUCCUGGCGUCCAGCUGUACUGUGUCGACUGCUAUGUCACCGGCUCCUUCACCGUCACGGGUUCCGUCACCUACACCCUGCUGGUGGGCUUCACCGAGAUGUCGCUCGACCUUGCGGGUAGCCUGAAGGCCAGCAUCCAGCUCGGUCUCAAUGCUUACGCCGAGUACGAGGACGAUAUCGCCUCGGUGCGCCUGUUGACCAUCCCCAUCGACGGCUUCGACAUCCCGGAGAUCAUCGAUGUGGGCCCGGCCAUCACUCUCGACGUCGAUGCCACCGUGGAGAUCGACGCCCUGGGUCAGGUUCUGGCGGGUGCCAUCCUCGAAUGGUCCAACAUGGGCGCCCAUUUGGACGUCUAUGACAUCCUUGACACUACUGGCCAUGGUUUUGCCCCGCAGGUCACCCCCGUCUUCAACGCCUCGGGCCAGCUGAACGCCACGGCGUCUGUCGGUAUCCCCGUCGGCUUCGGUAUCGAAAUUGACAUCCUCGAUGGCGAGUGGACGAAGGAGAUUGCCCUUGUUGACCGCCCAGCCCUGGAGCUGGUCGCCAUCUACACUGUCGACGUUGACACCUCGGGCGUCACCGUCGAUACCGACGGCUGUGACGGGAUCUACUGGUAUGUCAACUUUAUUAACGAGCUCAUGUUCGAGCUGCUUGACGAGGACCACGAAUACGAUAUUGGCACCUGGGAAGGACCCGCCUUCCUGUCUGGUUGCAUCGGCGACAACGGUCAGUCCUGGGUCUCGGAGUCUCAAGAGCCAACUGCAGACGACGAGACCCUCGCCGGCUGUACCCUCGUCAACGAUCUGAUCACCAAUAACGGUUUCGACACCAUCACCGACUCGGAAGUUCUGCCGUGGCGUAACACCCAGUCCUCUGGCACCUACAUGUACGUCGAGGAGGAUGAUUACACCAGCUCGGCGCCGUACUCCAUGCGCUUCUACGCCUCCGACAUGGAUGAUACCCAAACUUAUACUGGAACAGUCCUCCAGCAAGUUACCGCUUGCACUGACGCCCAAUACGAUGUGACCUUUACGGCGCGGGUGGUUGACUGCGGCACUGGCGUUUGCGAGCUGACCAGCAUCACCGUUUGGAGCGACACCAAUGCCGAGCUCGACGUUAGCGUGUACCCCAACUUGUACAUCGCUGCUGAGACAGGCACACAGCAGAUGAACACCUACGGGCCAUACGACUUUACCAUACCCUCCUUCAACAACGACGCCAGCGAGUCCGUCUACGUCGGUAUCACCUUUACCGCCCAGUACACCCAGUCGUGGGAUAUCCGUAUCGACGACGUGCAUGUCAAACCUGACGGUAGCGACUACAGCAACAAGAAGCGUGAUGAUGUGGCUGAGGAGGGAGAUGGCCGGUCCGGCACAUUGGUCCGUCGCCAUGUCGGCGAGCUGGACGUCAACCGCCGUGUCUAUGAGGGUAACACCCCUGUGGAGCGCAGCCACAUCAAGCGUGAUAGCAGCGUCGAUGCUAUCCCCGUCAUCGCUAGUGGAACCGCCAUUCCCGCCAUCGGAGUUGAGACGGCCGCACCGGCCAUUGGCGACUUCUACAGCACCGCCAUCCCGACUCUCACCGGCGCUGGCGCAGCUCCCGCGGUCACGGCCGACUACGCAGCGCCCAGCCUUGCGUACGUGAGCGAGGCUGUAACUGGCACUGUGGCGGCCACGGCGGACCCGACCGCCGUAGCGUCACUGAUCGGGCCCUGCAAUUACGACUUCCCCGCCAGCUCGGUGCUGAUGGCCUCGGCCACCGUGGGCAGCUAUCCAAUGCUGCCGACUUCGGGUGCCACCACCGACACCGACGGCUACACACAGCUGCCCGACCUCUCCGGGACCGUUCAGCUGGCCGCUGCUGACGACGGCAAUCUGUACCUCAGCCCGUAUCCGGGCACGGAGCCGGAAACCCUGUUCUUCAGCAAGGGCUCGGUCAUUCUCCAGGACACGAGCAGCCGCAGUUUCCAUUACUACCCAGACACCAUGGAUGCGUAUGGCGUAUCGCGCCUCCGUAUCGCCGACCUGGCCGACACCCCGCUCACCGCGCAGCUCAUCACCCUCGUGCCCUUCUCGACCUCAGCAGGCACAGCCUACGCUGCCCUCGACACGCUGGGCCAGGUCUUUGUGCUUUCCUGGUGUAAUGCUGCGGAUUGGUUGGGCGCCAAGGUCUUCCUGACUCGCGACUACUCCACCACCCUUGAAACCCUUGCCAGUGCUGACGUCCAGUGGAUCGUCACCGGUGACGAGGUGACCGAGUGCUAUCCUUUGCUUCUCACCAGCGACGCAGCUACAUUCUAA
Messenger RNA from Penicilliopsis zonata CBS 506.65, 3507 nucleotides. RefSeq lists its product as hypothetical. The transcript is spliced from 4 exons. The coding region runs from base 1 to 3507 and encodes 1168 amino acids. NCBI's taxonomy places the organism in Eukaryota, Fungi, Ascomycota, Eurotiomycetes, Eurotiales, Aspergillaceae. The record is from RefSeq and is a predicted model, not a curated record.